UUCAUCAUCAUCGCAAUGAGACGUUCGAAAGUAGCAGCUACAACUUGCUUUUCACUCCUUUUUAUCGCUUAGCCUUUUGUUCUUUUUUUUCCUUAGUUCUACGACAAAAGACUUGAUCAAGACUCGUAUUAGUUGGGCUUUCAAUCCCACUCCACUCCCCACUUCUUUUGCUCUUUUAACUCUUCUCUUUUCCUUCCUCCUGUACAUGUAUCCCAUGGCUGCAAAGCUAAACCAAGUCCUCUCCACUCUCUUCUUGGCCUCGAUAUUUCUGAGUUUUCUCGGGACGACAAGGCCCGACGACUCCAGCUGCCCGUAUCCGUGUUAUCCGCCUCCUACUGGCCCCGGCAGUACAACAACUCCGGCAAUCACGUUGCCGCCUCCGCCGCCAUCUCAGGUCGUGUCAUACCCACCUCCGGCUGGAUACAACCCUACACCGGCAGGAUAUUUACCAUACUACUCUCCACCGCCCUAUGGUACUUCGUAUGGUUCCCCUCCCCCUCCUGACCCCAUAUUGCCCUACUUCCCUUUCUACUACAAAAAACCUCUCCAUCGGACUGACGACUCUGCAGCAACCACUACUCUUGGAAUAUCAGUAAUCAUGAUUGUUACGGCUAAUCUUCUUCUGUUUGUUUCCAUUUGUUCUUUCCAUGUAUUCUAGAGAAAACUUGUAUGUUCAAUUACUUUUAUAUUAGCUAUUUCAUUAUGAAAUGAAAAGGUGAUGAAUUUCAAUGUU
Messenger RNA from Juglans microcarpa x Juglans regia, 733 nucleotides. Its product is annotated as leucine-rich repeat extensin-like protein 3. Lineage: Eukaryota; Viridiplantae; Streptophyta; Magnoliopsida; Fagales; Juglandaceae. The record is from RefSeq and is a predicted model, not a curated record. The transcript has a single exon. The coding region runs from base 206 to 658 and encodes 150 amino acids.